Messenger RNA from Lineus longissimus, 11466 nucleotides. Its product is annotated as oxygen-dependent coproporphyrinogen-III oxidase-like. Lineage: Eukaryota; Metazoa; Nemertea; Pilidiophora; Heteronemertea; Lineidae. The record is from RefSeq and is a predicted model, not a curated record. Gene Ontology annotation, molecular function: coproporphyrinogen oxidase activity. Gene Ontology annotation, cellular component: cytoplasm. The coding region runs from base 244 to 1443 and encodes 399 amino acids. The transcript is spliced from 15 exons.
UAUGGCAGCGCCCAGUAGAAAAUUUCCCAUGCAUUAUUACAGACACAUUUGUGAAUAAAACCAUUAUUUUGACAUGGUUUGGUGAUGAAGAUUCACUCCUAACACUCGCAAUUACUGUUUUGUAUAUUCCGGUAUAUUCUGAAUAAGUGAGGCAUGGUCGUAUAAGGAUCUUGAAGCUUGGAUGGUACAUGUACAAUUGUGUAUUGGGCCUACUAUAUUGUACGAUAACCUCGAAUAAGUGCCAUGAGUCGGCAAGUGUUCAGGAGGCUAAGAAGCUACACCAGUUUGGUGCGGUCAUUGUCCAGUGUGGCUGGUUAUCAGUUCUCCAAGAGGAAUUCCAUCAAAUACGUUCUAACUGGUCUUCUAACUGGCUCAAGUGUUGUUGCAUAUGCAUUUGCCAAUUGCCAUGUUGAAGCUGCCACACUGUUCUCAGGGUCAGGAAGCCAAAUAGAUACGUCAAAAUGGAUGGUGGAACCAAUCACGGAUAUCAACACACUUAAUAAGACGAAGGACUCAUCAAUGCGCUCUAAAGUAGAGAUCCUCAUUAUGCGUAUACAGGGAGAAGUAUGUAAGAAAAUGGAAGAAUUAGAUGGGAAGCAAACUUUUCAUGUUGACAAAUGGACGAGAAGUGGAGGCGGUGGUGGCAUCACAUGUGUACUGUCAGAUGGGAAUGUGUUUGAGAAAGCUGGCGUCAACAUCUCUGUGGUGGAAGGUGAACUCCCUGCUGGAGCUGCUCAACAGAUGAGAUCCAGUUCUAAUUUCAGAGGAAAAAAGUUUAAAGAUGGACAGUUGAAAUUCUUUGCUGCAGGAAUUAGCUCUGUUGUACAUCCGAAAAGUCCUAAAGUGCCAACCAUUCAUUUUAACUAUCGCUACUUUGAAGUAAUGGAAUCUGACGGCACGAAGCACUGGUGGUUUGGAGGUGGCACUGAUCUGACGCCAUACUUUCUUGAUGAGAAGGAUUGUGUUCACUUCCAUUCUACCCUCAAGGCAGCCUGUGACAAGCACAGCAGUGAAUUCUACAAGAGAUUCAAGGCAUGGUGUGAUGAUUACUUCUUUGUUAAACACAGAGGUGAGAGAAGAGGUAUUGGAGGUAUUUUCUUUGAUGAUCUAGAUCAACAGUCACCUGAUGAAACUUUCAACUUUGUUGAGAGUUGUGCUGAUGCCAUAAUACCUGCAUAUGCUCCCAUUGUUGAAAAGCACAAGUACGACACAUACUCAUAUGAUGACAGGCAAUGGCAGCUGCUUAGAAGAGGUCGCUAUGUGGAGUUUAAUCUUGUGUAUGAUAGAGGAACCAAGUUUGGCCUACUCACACCCAACGCCAGGAUAGAAAGCAUUCUCAUGUCACUACCUACUUAUGCGAAAUGGGAAUACUGCCAUGAACCAAGUGAGGAGAGCCAGAAACAACUGGUGGAAGUGCUCAAGAAUCCUAAGGAUUGGCUUUAACUCAUGGAUUCAUUAAGCCAACGCAAUAGGAAAUGAGAUUGAUGAAUUGGUUUUAACAUGUUUAAUACUGGAUAUCUUACUGUAGACCAGGUAAUGUUCACAAGAUUUUGUUUUUCCUUGAUUUGGUUGACAAUAUCAAAAAUCAAUUAAUUAUUAGAUUUUGUCAGGAAAUGCAAAAAAAAUCAAGAAUUAGCAACUUUGCCAACUCUUUGCCAUUUUGUCAUUUUAACAAUUGUGAAUCUGUGAAUCGUGUUCUCCUGAUUUGGUAGACAACUCUAGUUAGGCAAUAAUCAUUAGAUUGUGGGAGGAAAUUUUGGUCUACCAUCAAUGAAGAAUUGGCAACUUUGCCAACUUUUGCUGUGAACAUAUCUUGGUUUAGGGUAAAUACUUGAUGUUGAGUUUGUAAUUUUGAAUCUGUAAAUCUGAUUGCCUGAUGUACGUCCUGUGAGCAGGCAAUGAUUUGCAAUGUUUUUGCCAUCGCACACUCCCCCAAAAAUGCAAUGUAGCACCGUUAGCUGUGUUAUAAGGAAAAUAUUUUAAGCGGGAAACAUUUCGCUUUUUUUCCCCUUGGCCUGCAAUAAUGUUAUCGAACACUUUUUAGAAUUUGUUAACCACAGUUUUUAGCUCACCUCUGGGGAGAUUUUAUACGACUCUGUGGCGUCGGUCGUCCGUCGCUGUUGUCGUCAUCUGUUAUCGGAGAACGUUUCGUCACCGUUAGGGCUAGAUGUCGAAAACUUGGUGUGAUGGUAGCUUUGGGCAAUAUGCCCGGAUAAAUUUUUCUUUUUCGCGAUAUGACCUACUUUCUGGCCAUCUUGGAAAUGGGUUUUUUGCCUUUUUGAAGCUAAUGGUUGUAUGUAGUGACAAAAUAUAUAUGGUGGGUGUAUCUAAUAAGGUUAAAUGUGACCCACUACAGCAAAAUGAGUCGCAUGUCGCUUAGAGCUUGACAAGUUGAGACGGACUGGUUGUUCAUUUCACUAUAGUCUGCCUUUUGUGAAAUCUGAGUGUAUCAAUUUCUUCUAUUAUGUCCUGGUGUCAUUUUAGACUCAGCUUCUGUGCGACGUGCGACCCAUUUUGCUGUGGUGGGUCACAAAUAACAUAUUGACCGGGUUUUUGAUUUGACCUACUUUUCAAGGUCACAGAGGUCAAAGUUCACUAAAUCACCGAUUAUAGUGGCACGUUUCGUUUCUAUUUGAGCUAGAAGGUUCUUACACAUAUAUUUUGGGACCCUCUAUUCUACCCCAAAAAUUUGUCCCUCUCAGACUUCAAAAAUGGCCGCUAGGCGGCAAUCUUGAAAUAUUAACGAAGUCUGAUUGAAACCAAAUUUCAUAUGAUUGUAUAUCUAUGUACUCUCUACAACGUCCCUGAUUUUCUGUCAAAUCUAUCAACUAAUAUGGCCGCCAGGCGGCCAUCUUGAAAAUUAAACAAAGUCCUAUUAGUCCGAAACUAAUAUUAGGAUUGCAACCAAACUUCAUGUGAUUAUGUAUCUAUGUACUCUUAUCAAUAUCUCUAAUUUUCAGUCGAAUCCAAUGACAAAUAUGGCCGCCAGCCCGCCAUCUUGAAAAUCCAACGAAGUCCUAUUACUCCUAAACUGUUGAAAUGAUGUCAACCAAUUUCCAUGUGACAUGUAUACUCUUCGAUAACCCUCAAAUUCAGUCAACUUUAUAACCAAAGUGCUAUAAUUAAAUGGCACCGGUAAUUUUCUUUUGUGCCAUUGUGCCAAGAAGAAUAAUAUUAUUCAAUGGAGUCAAAACUGGUGAAACAAGCCAGAAACUGUUCUCCCCAUAUCCACUGCAAAUGACAUGCAUUACAUUACCCGAGGUGAGCACACGGUCCCUGGACCAUUUCAAUUAAGUAACUUGAUGGGUAGUUUGGCAGUUCGAUACAAAAUAUGGCGCGCUUGUUAAUUGGGUGAUAUUCUGAUUGUUAACCCUCGGAAACUUUGUUGGUUGUUAAAAACAUGCCUGACUGACAUUUCAGUAUAUCGCCCUCCUUUGCGGGCACAUUUUUGGCUCACCGUAGGGGAGUCUAUACAAUGACGCAGUGUCCGGCGUCCGAUUUUUUUUUGAGUUUGAAAAGAAACAUAUUGUAUGAUAAGCCCCCCCUUCUUAGGAGGGGUUCUUAAGAUACACGCGUGUGCGGGAGUAUAAUGACGAGAAAUAACGAGAGUAACUAUUGAAUACCCUACAAACAAUUUUUUUUGGUUUUUCAAAAUAGCGCUGAAUUAAUAAAUCAGACCAGUUGUAACAGGUUAAAGAACAUCUGAUUAAUUUAAAUCUUCAUGGGAAUUCGCUACAUAUGCUUAAGAAAUUGGCCAAUUAUAUUAAUAUUUUUAUUAGGGAAAUAUCCGUCCUAAAUAAUGACACAAAAGGGUGGUUUUAUAUCAAUUUUGUGUCGACAUGGUCGAGGUCACGUGACAUAAACAAAACAAUCGCACACACCUGUCCAAAAAAGGCACUUUAGGUAAGACAAAUACGUUUUUCCAGCUUAAAACCACACUGACGACUAAGUUAUAUUGGUCUACUGCCCAAAUCUGAAGUAUCAAAAUGAAUCACAAACUAGAACUAGCUCUAUUUAGCUAUAGUUGCGUGAAAAAUUCGGUUAAGCGACAUUCUGCACCCUAGCGGCCAAUAAUUAAACUACUUCAGCCGUCUGCUCCGGUCUCGUUGGGGAGUUUUUCCCAAAUGUACGCGAUGAUGACGUGCCCCAUUAACAACUAUUUUAAAAUGCGUUUCCAAAGUGAAUGCAUGAGGACAACCCAUUUGUGUCGUAAAUCACUGGAAACGCCCGAUUCCCCUGAUUCUGCAGGAUGUUAAAUCGGGCAUUUUAUUUCUUUCAAUAAAUCAUAAGUGUCGCAUUUACUCCUAGGCCCAGCUCUGUUCACCAUCCCAAAUGGCAAUAUUGCCAAUUGGGCCGGACAAUCACAAAAAACCCCCAAUAUUAUACAUUUCUUCCUGAAUAAUUCUUACAGUGACCAUACCCCCAUGAAAGACAGUUGCUUACGCUACACAACAAUCAAAAAAAAUCGAGGGUCAACCAUUGAACUUUUGAGAUAUGUUGAAUUUUGCACAAAUCAGCGAAAAACGCACCAACUGGCAGUGGACGGCUUUUCAAAACAGGGCCGUUGUACUGGGUAAAAACGUUACGCUAUCGUAGGGGGGUUCGGGGGUGCUCCCCCGACCUAAAGCGGGGCUCACUAAGUCCUUGACUUUACAUAUUACUGUAUUAGGCCUUUUUUUAUUAGUUGGUUUACGGGACUGCCAGCGAUAAAAUCUCUGAUUUUAGAAAGAAAAGAAAUCUGGGAUUUCCCUAUUAUUUUUUACCGCCAAUCAUAUGCUGCAAAACACUUGUUUAUUUUCAAAAUCAGAUGAAAAAACCGUGUUCUUUUUAUCCUGCCGAUCGUUUACAUCAGGAUGGCAUUGUUUAUUCUAAGCAUCGCAAUAAAAAACUGUCAAUAUCUCGUUAGAAUCGAACUUUUUGGUGUUGUUUUCAUUGUGUGUAGCAGCACCGCGUCUAUUUUAUUAUGUAUGCCUAUGCGGAUGUAACAUUUUUUAAAAAUUUCUUCCUCCACCAUGUUCGAUGUACACUUUUUAUAACAUUCCCUUUAAAAAGUUGGUCUAUUCUUGUUUUGUUUUUUUUAUUUUCCCCUCCGACAUUGAUUUUUUCAAGAAAUGUCCCUUUAACCAACUAAUUAAAAAAAGGCCUAACUGAUAUUUUGAAAACACCAGUCAUAUACAUAGGUUUACAAAUUUUCAGCAAAGAUUUUUAUAGCAUGUGAAGUUAGCUUCACUGUUUAUUAUUGGUAUCGACUGUCAGCACGUGGCGACGCUGACCGAAAAAUCGCUGCCACAGAAGGGGGUUAAGAUUCUUCUCACUUAAACAUUCAACAGAAAACAUUCUUUUAAGAACACUUUUCACAAGCCCUGUGCAUUUAACCCCCUUAGCUAGCUUAAGGGAAUUAAAGAUGUAUCAUAUGAUGAGGCUACUACUGUUAACUGCGAGCAUUUUAUUUUCACGAAUGCGCUCUCUAACACAAACUUAAAAAUCCAGAAUAGCUCAAUAUAGUAUUAUUCAUUGACCAUUAAAUUUCGAUGGCAAAUGAAAUAUUCAGUCAACCGCUUAUUGAAACUAGCCAAUUCACUUAAGUGGAUGUUAAAUACAUCGCAAACCACAGGCUGCACUAUAUGCUGUGGCUUAUUUUCAUUCUGCUUUUGCUUAGGUGCCCUGCAAGAGUUCCACUCAGUCAUGAAUUUAGUGCUUUACUUAUCAUAAUGUUGGCAUCACAAUGUGAGUGGUGGUAUUUUUGAGCUUUGUGGCGAGGGUUUUUAGUAGGCCACAGAGAAGUGUAUUCAAGUAGCUUUUUUUUAAACACAUUGGGCUAAAAUUUCUACAUCUGAAUCUUCACUCUCCUGAUCUUGAUUUUUGUACUGAUACCUGCCCGUGCAGUAUUAAUGCUUUACACGUUCAAGUAACAGAAACUUUUGCGUGGUUUUUGGCUCACCGUAGGGAAGUCUAUACAAUAUCGCUGUGUCUGUCGUCGUCUGUGUCCUGUUUCAAAAACAGUGGCAUGUUUUUUAACCGCUAGAGUUAUGAACUUGAAACUUAGUACACAGGACCUUCCAGGUCAGGUGACAUAGGACACUGAAUUUCGGUCCGAAUGGAUUCUUGACUUGGCCACCAGGGGACCAGAAGGGGAAACCUAAAAAGCAUCCUAGCAAGGAUACAUCAAAUAUCAUACGGGUUUUUGAUUUGACCUAUAUACGUGUCUCAUGAGUGUUUUAUUUGACCUACUUUUCGUGUGUCUGUUGUGUCUGUUGUCGUCGUCUGUUGUCUGUCGUCAGUGUCCGUCGUCAUCUGUAUCCUGUUCCAAAACAUGGCACGUUUCUUAACCGCUUGUGCUAUGAAACUUUGGUCAGGUGACCUCUGACAGUGAAUUUCGGUCUGAUUUGUUUCUUGAUUAGCCACUAGGGGGCCAGAAGUGGAAACCUUAAAAGUGUGAUAUCUCUCUAAUGAGUGACUCAUUUUCGAUAAAAUAUUUAUGGUAGGUUGUCCUAGCAAGGAUACAUCACAUAUUGUACGGGUUUUUGAUUUGACCUAAUUUUCACGGUCACAGAGGUCACAAUGGCGUAAAUUGGCCAUUUGAGUGUAACCCCUGUUGGCCAAGUCGAGAAUCAGAUCAGACCAAAAUUCGUUGUCAGCGGUUAUAUGACGUAGAGAGUCAUGUGUACCAAAUUUUAAGUUCAUAGCUUUAGCGGUUAAGAAACAUGCCAUAGGGCCAAAACUAAAAAGGUAAAAAGUGCAAUAUCUCUCGCUUAUUAGUGACUUGUUUUUGAUGAUAUUUUUAUGGUAGGUCCUCCUAGUGAGGAUACAUCACACAUUAUAUGGGUUUUUGAUUUGACCUGACUUUCAAGGUCACAGAGGUCACAAUGGCAUAAAUUGGCCUUUUGAGUGUUACCUAUGGCACGUUUCUUAACCGUUAAAGCUAUGAACUUGAAAUUUGGUACACAUGACUCCCUAUCACAUGUAACCUCUGACACCGAAUUUUGAUCCGAUUCUUGACUUGGCUACCAGGAGGCCAAAACUAAAAAAACGGUAAAAAGUGCAAUAUCUCGCUUAUUAGUGACUUGCUUUCUAUGAUAGUUUUAUGGUAGGUACUCCAAGCAAGGAAACAUCACAUGUCAUACCAACUAGUUUUGUCCUACAUACUACACAUGUAGCAUGUUUCUUAACCAGGAUGAAUUCCUGACCACUAAUAUCUAUACGGUGAGCACGAUUGCCCCAGGCCAUUUCAUUAGUGACUUGUUUUUGAUGAUAUUUGUUUUGUUUGGUACUCUAAGUAAGAAUACAUCACAUGUCAUACCGACUUUGAUUUGACCUAUAUACUAUAAUUGAAGCAUGUUUCUUAACCAGGAUGAAUUCCUGACCACCAAAUAUCUAUACGGUGGGCACAAUUGCCCCUUGCCGUUUCAUUGCAUUGUACUUGAUGUGGCUCAUAAUCUCUCUUUCAUAAGUUUUUUUCAUUACCCUUAGUUUUCAUGAACAAAUCUGUUGCCAUGCCACUACAAAAUGUUUUAAAGCAAUAUUUGAUCAGCUCUUGGGAUUUAAUGCUUUUUCACGGAAGGUAUCUGAUGGCCAGAAAUGCUUCGGUGCUUAAGUUAGCAAUAGGAUUGACCACAGUAUAUGAGUGUGUCGUGAUUGAUUUAAUCAUUUAUUUAUGUGCUGAUAAUAUUUGCUUCAGUCUUUAAUCCCUGUAGAACAGAAAAAAUGUCCAGCAUUUAAUUUAAGCAAUUGCUGAAGGAUAGACACAUUUUUGCACGUUACUUUCGCAAGUCGAAGGUGCUUUUUCACAAAAAAAAACAUAUAAAAACUGCAAAAAUCUGUUUGAGUUCCAUCUUUAGCUCACCUGGGUCCUUCGUCAGUCAACAAUGGGGGCACCUUUGCUCACUGUUGAGAGUAUCUAGAAAGCUAAGACCUUUAGAAACCUGAGACCCUUGAUACUAGGAACCUAAGACCCUUGAUACUAGGAAAUCACCACAAGUCCAAUUUUCAAGGCACCACCCCUAAAAACUACCCUCCACGUGAAAGAACUUGGCGCUACUGUGCGAAUGCAGCCUAUUCAAAGUGGAGAAACAGAAUGGAAAUCUGCUACAAUUACCAAACGGCUAAAGCAAAGGACUUUUGAGGUGAAAACAACUGAUGGGACCUUGCUUAGGACGAUAAUAAACCCUUCAGCCUUGCUUAGGCGUAAUAGACAACAUCUUUACUUAAAACCCCAUGAUGAAUGUACGCCGCCACAACCCUAGAAAUUGAACCCUUUGCCUCCUGAGCCACUACCCACCUGGGACACGAGAGCACUUUUUCCAUAAUUGUGUUUACCUGUGAGAAAUGCCGUGAGUACUUGCCAUUGUGUAGUUCUAAUGGCCGCCGAAUCAUUAGAGUAGUUAUGGAAGUUGUUAGCAGAUGGCAAGACUAUGCAUUCACUUAAAACGCAAGUUUUUUGGAGGUGUACCCAUUACGCGUGACGUGUCCUGGAAUAGCAAAUUUCUACGUAGGCAAAGGGUUAACAUGCAAGGAACUGUGAUGAAUAGUAGUAUGUCUGUACUGUAUGCGCUGCCUGAGAAAGUGACAAUUCUAUCACCACUGAGCAACCAAAUGCCGGUAAUAUUCCUAUUCCUAUGCCUACACAAAUGCCGAACAAUUCAGAGACUCGAGCUCCAAAUGAGCCAACGGGUUAUUUCCUGCGCCAAUCUGGUCGUAUUAGUAGAUCGCCUGCUCUAGAUUUGCAGAUGAGCAAACUUCAAUAAAUAAUGUGCCCGAAAGCAUUAUUUCAUGUGCAAGGUAGUGACCAAAAAAUUGCUUUAAAGCAUGCUCUGCGACUCUUCAUAGGUGUACUGUUGCUACAUGGACAGUGUCAAUUUAGAUUUAGAGUGAUUGCUAUAUAUGAUUACGGUCUUGGAUUUAUCGUUUCAUGAAUGUUAUAAUCUUCUCUAACUGAAUUAAUUUCUUCAUUCAGCUUUCAAAGUAGGGGAGAUGUUCAGUGGACGUGAUCAUAAAUCACUCGUGUUAUAAGAUUAGUUAGUUUCCCUUAGUACAGGUGGCAGCAUCUUCUUGUCUGUGACAUUGUGUUGGUCAGCAUCCCUCCCUCCCUCCUUCUUGUAAGAUGGCUUCUGUGUAUCAAAACCUGUAGUCUACUGUGUUAUCUCCUUAUUUAUCGACUCCAAAGUUGUGGACACUCCACUAAACAUGGCCUGCUCUCACCGUAUAAGAUUGAAUUGACAGCAGUUAAUCAAACUGCGCAAUGUGAACAAAUCUUCCAAAGAAAAAUGCCACACAAUCCAAACUCAGUGGAAUUCAGAAGUCUGUCAGGAACAGGGACCUGGUUUGAUGUAAAUAUGCUGAGUAAAAACGAUGAAAAGACUGAAUUGAUGAUCUUUGCAUCAACACAUUCACUCAAGAAAAUUCACCAUGUGGUUCUUAAAGUUGGUGACACCCAAAUUACAUCUUCGAGUAGUGUGCGCUACCUCGGUGUCGUGUUUGACACUAGCUUAACCUUGGAGCAGCAGGUAAACAGUGUUUGCAGGUCAGCUUACAAUCAGCUAAGACUCAUUGGUCAAAUCAGGCGUUACCUCACCAGGCACCGCGCACAAGGACUAGAUUUGGCAAGCGUACAUUCCAGUGUGCCGCAGCAGCACUCUGGAAUGACCUCCCUAGUAAUAUUCGAAAUGCGGACUCCAUCACAACUUUUACGACACUCCUCAAGACCCACCUUUUUUAACAACAUUACGAACAUUAGAAUUGUUCAUUGUUGUCAAAGACUAUACUUCUUAUAGAGACUCUGUUUUUGUUAAGCGCCUUUGAACGGCCCAAUAUAGGACUGAUAAGGGCGCUAUAUAAAUGUGAUACAUAGAUAGAUAGAUAGAUAGAUAGCAUUAUCAGAUGGACAGACACCAAACCAGAACUGGCUUCUCAGAGCUAUUAAUUGCCAUCAGGUCAUUGGGGCACUCUUCAAAGAAGGCGAAAUCUGUCAAAGUAUGAAAACAUAUACAGUAGAACCUCUAUAUUCAGGACACCCUCUGGACUGACAAAUGCUGUCCUUAAUAGAGAGGUGUCCUGGUUAGAGUGGUCCAAUUCAACAGAAACAACCAAUUUGGGACUGAAACUGCUGUCCUUAAUAGAGAGGUUAUCCUUGAUAGAGAGGUGUCCGCUAAGGGAGGUUCCACUGUAUUGGACAAUAUAUCGAGGGGGUUCUGUUUCUGGUAUCAAGGGUCUUAGGUUUCUAGGUGUGUCUUAUGUUUCUAGCAUCAAGGGUCUUAGGUUUUUAGUUGGGUCUUAGGUUUCUAGCAUCAAGGGUCUUAGGUUUCUAGAGGUCUUGGGUGUUAGGUCUUAGGUCUUGGCUUUCUAGACACCCCACUGUUGAGUCUUAUGAAACCUAUGACAACAUGACUUGACACAUAAAGUGUCAUUACCAUUUGACCUACUUUCUGGGCUCCAGGCGGCCAUCUUUGAAAACCUUAUUUUGUCAAUAUCUCAUGAACGCUGAUAGCUAGAACCAUGAAAUUUUUACUGUCAAUACUUCUGAUGAGACUUCAUGAUAUAAUGUACGGGUCUUUGAUUUGACCUACUUUUGAAGGUCACAGAGGUCAUACUCUAAAAUUUCAGCAAAGAUGGCAUGCUUCGUCAGUAAUUGUCGUACAUUCUUCAAAUUAGAUACAGGUCCUGUACUUUUAGCAAGAGCCAAUAUCAUUGGUGACACAGGUAAAUGCGUUAGUCAUAAAAAUGACAAUGCUACAUUUAAGUGUAUACGGGAAAACAUUGUAGCCUUAUUGUCUUAUAUGACCCGCCUUGAGAAAAUUAGCCCACUGGACAUCCCUUCAAAUUCAUCAAACAAACAAGAAAACUAGGUCCGAAUGAUUGACGGUUCCUCACCGACGGAUUCAUGUCGAUAAUAAACAAAUUGGAAAUUGAUGCAUGCAGACCUGUUUUGUGCAAAGUAGACACAAUUCAGGAUGAAGUCGACUGCUGUCCCCAAUUCUAUCGAACAGCUGGGAUGAUUAGCAAGACAUGUUGGCCACAUCUUGGAAGUAUCUGUAAGUCAGUCAACGUACCCAUCUUCUUUCUCACGAUUUGCAAUGUCUGUGUCGGGGACGGUGAUAUUUGCUGAUUGUCCGCCAUUUUUACUGUCUGAUGUUGCUUCCAACUACGAAUGUUAUGAUAUCUUACGCUUGCUAUGAUAUUGGUCGUAUGGGGUGACAUGUGGCUGAAGAAAGGUAAAUUUGCAAUCAAUAUUUUCAGAAGUUUUUAAACAUGUAUAGUAUUUCUUGUGUCUCCUAGUAGGAUGAAACCUAACUGUGAAUUCAAUCCUUAAUUUAAGGAACAAAAAAUGUGUUUCAUCUUCAAAAGUAAUUACAUGUACCAAGCAGUGACUUGUUUUAAAAUGAAAAGAUUUAAUUCUAACUGGCAUGAUGCUUUUAAAUGCAGGUUUUACAUAUAUAAUCCAAUAUGGUUGAAUAAAAUUUUAUCAUCUAA